GCGCGCCGUCGCGGACGUGGCGGGCGGCGCGCCCGCCUCGGGGCUCGCAGCCUGGCGCGCGUCGCAGCAGGGGUCUGGCGACGGCAGGGCGAAGUUGCCCGUGAUAUUGUUCCCAGGAACUCGGACCUCCUGCUGCUGGGGCACACCAAGCGCAUGCACCUCUUUGAGCAACGAUGGGUGGAUAUGGUGGAGACCGCCCGGAGCCAGUUCAAUGGCAUUGUCGGGCUUGUCUAUUUCGGCAGGGACGGCAACGUCGUGAGGGUGACGACCAUCGCGGAAAUCGUCGCCUGCGACAACCUCGGUGCUGUUGGCCGCAUGGUGGUAGUUCGCGGCGUGUCGCGCGGGUCGCUGCUCGGGCUGUCGAAGGAGGUGCCGAUGUCCGACUCGUUCGGCUAUGCGGUGGUGGAAGAGUUGGCCGAGUUGUGCGCCGACGACGUCGCGCCUCCUGCCGGGGGAGCCGUGGGCGGUGCGGCGGACGGCGGCGGCGGUGCCGCGGCUGCCGCGGCGGCCAGCCUGACGGCCCUGAUGAAGGAGCUGGACUUGUCCGAGCCGCGAAACGCCAGCAGUGAGGUCAAGGCCAAAGCCGAGGUUUCGAAGGGCGACGACCAGACGGGCGAGUCGUCGGAUGCUGAGGAGCCGCGGCAGCGGGCGCCGCAGCUCUGGACGCACGAGCGGGUCUCGCCGGCCGAGGAGUUCGCCGCGCUGUCCGGGGAGGACUCCUGGGCGCAGCGGCGAGCCGCCGUCGAGGAUUGCUUGUCGGGGGUGCCGAUCUGCGGCGCCGCGGCGGCGCUCGACGGCGCCGAGUCGGCGACAAUUGCCGCCGCUGAGGCCGCGGUGAUCGACCUGUAUACUGCGCUGGCGGCGGCGUCUCUAAACCUGCGCCUGCAGCUGUUCGCCGACGACGGCGCGGGCGUGGGGGAGAGGCUCGGCUUGCCGGCUGCCGCGAAGUUGUUGCCGCAUCGGCACGAGCUGCGCGCGAACUUGCUCGAGUUCAACGCCCAGCCCGAGCCUGUGGCCCACGUCCCCGUUGUGCAACCAACGCCGAACGCACGACAUUGGCCGAGGCAGUCGAAGAUGUUGCUCGCAAAGUUCGGCUCGCCAAGCAGCUUUCGGAGGCUACGGAAGCGCCUCGCGCGGCACAGUCGGUCGGCAUUUGAUGGUGCAGAGGUUGCCCGUGGCGAAGUUGAUCCCGGCAUGCAGGCCCUGCAGGCAUCUGAUCCAGGGAAGUGGAAGGACGAGAAGAGGGAGGAGAUGCGGGCUGCGGCCGAGGCAGAGCGCCAGCGCCAGUUGCAGGCCGUUGCGGGACCCAUGGAUGUCGAGUCUCCUGGUUUCGCCGACAUGUUGACCGCCGAGCUCCAGGCUUGCGCCGGGGCGCGACUGCAGCUGGCGGGGUUGCCGAAGUCUUUCCGCACUGCGCAGGAGACCCUCAGCGAGUCCGAGGUCUCUCGAGCGGGCGCAGUGUCCAUGCGGCCCGACGGCGCGACGCUGGCGUCCUGCAACAUCGCGUCUUGGUCGAAGAUCGCCCAGGAUUUCGCAUCCGAGGUCCGAGCGCGCGGCGAUGCCCCCCCGCUCCGCGAGUCGCAGGGGCGCGCGCCCCCCGCGGCCAAGAGGGAGCUCGCAGCCGCGGGCUGGGCCGCCGAGCUCUGCGCGCAGACGUUGGCGGUGGACUGGGUGUCCCGCGUCGUCAACUUCUCCGGGUCGCCGCCGCUGGCGGGGCUUCCCCUCUGGCGGAUUGACACCGGGUCUAAGUUUUCCGAUAUUGAGAUCGUUGAGAAGCUGGAUCAGUCCGCCUCCGAGAUCUGCAGCCCUUUCAAGACGGGGCGGAGCACAUUGCGCCCAGCAUUGGCGGCUGUCUGGAGCGCGUCGUACGAGGAGAGGUUGACGCCUGGCGAUGCCAUGUCUGAUGUCCGCGAGGCGGCCCUGGAAAGGUGCGCCGUCGCGGCGUCGGUCGAUGUGCAUCGGAACACCUCGCGUUAUGGGAUGCGGCCGCUCAGAGGACUUCGCGGCAAGAUGUCCAAGGUGGUUACCGGAGCCUACGUGGAUGAUAUCUUCCAGAGUACGCAUGGCGAGGAUAACGCUCUCCCGGCGCGGCGCUUGCAUGCUGCCGUCCGUUUCGGCCACGAGGUCGAGAAGCUGGGGCUCCUCAUCAGUGACAAGAGUGCCCUAGCCUGGCCCUCUAAGGCGAUGGGCGCUCGGCUCGUCUCCAAUCUUCAGGCCCCGCAGCAGUGGGCGCUGACGCCUGCGGGGCCUUCUCGACCAGCGUUCUCGCCGCCUCUGCGGUGUCUCGGGGCCGACCUCGACCUGUGGCGUCCUGCCCAGAUCGCUGCCGACCCGCGUGUCUACCCAGGCCCACGCGUCAUGCUGCGUGCGGUGGUGGACCUCUCGCCCACGCGUGCCGCCGUUGAGCACCGUGCCGCCAGGAAGCCGCCGCUCGACGCGGCAGCGCUGCGCCGCCUGAGGGCGGCCGCGAGGGUGCAGAGGCAGGUGCUCGUGCGGCUCCGGGAGGCCGUGUCGGCCUGCGAGGCCGCCCUGGACGCCCGCGGCGUCCCCGCCGAGCGGGGCGGCUCGGGGUGCUCGGCGACGGCGGCAGCGCUGGACCACGCGGUGGCGGCCCCGCAGAUGGAGGCCCUAGAAACGCGCAUCCGCCACCUGGAAGAGAGGCACCAGGCGGAGGUCCUGCAGCUGCGGGGCAAGAUCGACGACGCGCUGAACUUUGGCCGCCAGCAGCAGGCCAGAGCGCAGUCGCUCGAGGAGUACAUCCGGGGACGUGCCGGAGGCAGUGCUGCGCUUGCGGCUGGACCCGGCUCCGCUGGCUCGGCCGCGGCGGCCGCGGUUCCAGCGCCGCCGGUGUGGGCCGCCGAGCCGGCGCAGGACCCGAUCGACGAGGGCUGGCGCGUGGGCGCUCGCAUCGCUGUCAGGCGCGUGGUCGAGGCACGCUUUGGCCUGCCGGCAGCGGCGAAGCGCAAGGCCGUGAGCUCGAACCCGUUGAAGGUCCAGCAGCUGGCCCGCAACGCCAACUUCGAGCCGCCGCCGACCUCUGCGCCUGCUGCCGGCGGCAGUGCGAAGGGGCUCCUCGGCCGGACGGCCAGCCCUCGGCUUCGGGUGCUCUCACGCGGGGUUUGGGUCAUGCGGCGCGGACUUGCAGCAACAGGAUGUAGUGCGGCGCUUGGCCGACCUGAAGGCCAUCACUGGGCAGCAGUCGCGGCGCAGGAGCCGAGGGAGACGGAGUGA
Molecule: messenger RNA, 3231 nt
Organism: Prorocentrum cordatum
Lineage: Eukaryota; Dinophyceae; Prorocentrales; Prorocentraceae
Source: the annotation of a GenBank genome assembly